AUGAGCAAAAUCAAGAAGUCGUCUCAGUCAAAACCGUUCUGCCCUUACUGGCCCCUAAGUUGGUUCGACGGCGAGAGCAGCAGCGAUGCAUACGCCGAGAAGAGCAGCUCGAGCGAGGAGGAGCGAGUCUCGGUCGACGACACUCUCAUCGCCGACAGCCUUACUGACAGCCGCAUUCUCGACUUUGGCAACGACGAGAAGGUCUUUGCUUCGCAAAAUGCCCCAUGGGGAUUCCAUCCCAAAGUAUGGGCGGUCCUGGGCAAACUCCGGGUCUUGGCUCCAAGCUUCCUGGUCCGCGAGGAUGGCGACAAGCCACCAGUGCGGCUGCAUCCGAGUGCUUGGCUCGAUGGCCUCCGCGGCACGGCAGCCUUCCUUGUGGUAUGGCAUCACUCGUCGCUGGUCUACUUCAGCUGGCGAGUCCACGACGGCUACGCAUCCUCCCCGGGCGCGGAUUGGCUGCACCUCAUCCAGCUCCCCAUCAUCCGGCUGGUCAUCUCGGGCGCCCCGCAAGUCAAAAUCUUCUUUGCCAUCUCGGGCUAUGCACUCUCAUACAAGCCCCUCAAGCUCGCCCGCGCGGGGAGGUUCAAUGAAUGGGCCUCUGCCCUGAGCUCGUCCGUCUUCCGCCGCCACCCGCGCCUCUUCCUCCCCGCCGUCUUCAUCCUCUUCUUGGGCACCUUGGGCGGUUGGUUCCAACUCUACGGCGGCCAGGGCGCAACCGGGGGCGACAAUUGGAACUCACACGUCGCCGUGCCCGUCCGAGCGCCGCCCUACAAGGAGGCUCUCGGCGAACAGUUCGCCCACUGGGGCCGCACGGUCCUGUCCAUUACCAACCCGCUCGCCACGGACCUGCGCCGGGGCGCCACCCCAUACGACUGGAACCUGUGGACGUUGCCUAUGGAAUUCGAUUGCUCCCUGGUUGUCUUCCUCUGCCUGGCCGCCUUUGCGCGCCUGAGAUCCGUGCCCAGGCUGUUCCUCACCGCUGCCGUCGCUGCCUACGCCCUGUGGUACACGCACUGGGCCCCGUUCCUGUUCCUAGGGGGUAUGUUCAUCUGCGACCUGCACUUUGAGCUCGAGGACGCGGGAAGCGCCAUGGCCGCCACGCCGCUCCCGUCCGUCACGCAGCCGGUCCUCGCAUCCGACCGCCGAACUGGCUUCUGCGCCCGGUGGAGGAGGUCCUUGGAUCGCCUGGGCGCCCGCGCAGCAUCAGCUCUGCCCAGGACCGUGACAGAGACGACCGCGCGGGUCGCAGCCUCGCCUGCCUUCCCCAAGGCGCUAUGGACCGCGUCGCUGCUCACAUCGCUGUGGCUGCUGUCGGUGCCUGAGAACAACCGGGGCGGACGAACGAGCCCCUUUUACAUGGUGCUGACGUCUCACAUCCCGGCCAACUACGGGCCGGACGAAGAGAACCACUGGUGGCUGUCGCUGGGCGCGGUGCUGCUCGUCUUCACCAUAGAUCGUGCGGGCCCAUUUCUGCAACGUAUAUUUACAAGCCGUCCGGCGCAGUACCUGGGCAAGAUAUCCUAUGCGCUGUACCUAGUCCACGGCCCUAUCGUCUUCUCGCUAGGCUGGCACCUGGGCAGGUGGUGCACGGCGCUGACGGGUAGGGAGACGACGGCCGGGUGGGGUGCGGGGGUCGCGCUGGCGUAUCUUGGCUUGUGGCCGGUGCUUUUUUGGGUCGCUGACAUCGCGUCGAGGUUGGUUGAUGUCAAGAGCGUCGAGUUUAGCAAGUGGUCCUAUGAUAGAAUGGUGAAGAAGGUGAUCUAGUUCAGAUGAGCAGUGUCAUUUUGUAGAAUAAUUUGUACAGCGUGUAGUUCUUUCACCAGGUGGAUAUCUGCCUCAGCUAUCAAAAUUCUCUU
This is a messenger RNA of Pyricularia oryzae 70-15, 1856 nucleotides long. Its product is annotated as acetyl transferase. The record is from RefSeq and is a predicted model, not a curated record. The coding region runs from base 1 to 1764 and encodes 587 amino acids. Gene Ontology annotation, cellular component: membrane. Gene Ontology annotation, molecular function: acyltransferase activity, transferring groups other than amino-acyl groups. Gene Ontology annotation, biological process: polysaccharide biosynthetic process. The transcript has 5 exons. Lineage: Eukaryota; Fungi; Ascomycota; Sordariomycetes; Magnaporthales; Pyriculariaceae.